This is a messenger RNA of Vicia faba (fava bean), 516 nucleotides long. The record is from the annotation of a GenBank genome assembly. NCBI's taxonomy places the organism in Eukaryota, Viridiplantae, Streptophyta, Magnoliopsida, Fabales, Fabaceae.
AUGGAGAAGGGGCUCUUCAUUCUUCAAAAUCACUCUCUCUCUAAAAUCAGAAUCGACCUUCCUCAUUCUCCAAUUACUGAAGAAUCACCAUCAAAUCCUCUCAACUUUCUCUACUUCAUCAUCUUCAUCAAUUCUUCAUUUGGAUUGAAGAGUCGCCAAGAAGAAGACUGUGAAAAUCUUGCAAAUCCGCGUCAUAUUCAUCUUCUAACAAUCUGCAAGAACGCAACAAAUUCAACAAAAAUGAAUUCACAACCUUCAAGUUUCUUCAACCGCAUCACCAAUCUUCGACUUUCUUCUACAAUAACCGCUUCUGCACCGCUUCUUUGGCAUUGUUCUUCAUCAGCAUCACAACAUCACUACUCCUUUAUCAUCAUCAUUCACGACCUUCUUCGUCAACAACGCUCGCAUCCUCCAUCUUUGCAUCAAAAAUUCGAAACAACAACACAAAUUAACAUCAUCAACCUAGUGUAUCGUCAUCAAUCUGCAUCACGUUCGUAUCGUCAUCAUCGAUCGUAA